Messenger RNA from Camellia sinensis, 537 nucleotides. The record is from RefSeq and is a predicted model, not a curated record. NCBI's taxonomy places the organism in Eukaryota, Viridiplantae, Streptophyta, Magnoliopsida, Ericales, Theaceae.
AUGGAACCUUUGUACACUAGGUUUGGCAGUAGUAUUGGGCCUAACUUGGUAAGAAAUCAGGACAUGAAAGUUGGAAGUAUGAUCAAAGAAGGAAAUUGGCUCUGGCCAAGCAGGUUGAGUCGAGUAAUGUAUGGAAUUGUGCAGCAAAUACCGACGACCAUGAAUCCAAAUGAAAGGAAAGAUGACUAUAUUAGAUGGGAGGCAAGCUCAGAUGGUAGAUUUUCGAUUAAGUCUGCCCGGCAAGUAGUUAGACCUCACCAACAGCCAGUGGCUUGGAACAAGAAAGUUUGGUUCACUUAUAAUGUCCCUAUAUGGUCCAUCUGUUGGCUUGGUUUGUUAAAGAGGUUUACUACUCUAGAUAGAGUUCAAAAAUGGGGCUUAACUCAGAACUCAAGCUGUGUGCUUUGCAGAGGUGCACAAGAAGACCAUGAACACCUGUUUUUUAACUGCAACUUUGCAGUAGACAUUUGGGAAAAGAUCUUAUUCACGGUGGGGAUUACUACAGGCAGAAUGGACUUACUUCAGGAAGCUUGCUGA